This is a messenger RNA of Dimorphilus gyrociliatus, 3262 nucleotides long. NCBI's taxonomy places the organism in Eukaryota, Metazoa, Annelida, Polychaeta, Dinophilidae. The record is from the annotation of a GenBank genome assembly.
AGAAAUAAAGUACGUCACUAGCAUAGAUAAUGUUAUGUUAAUCAUUCAACUUCCUGUGGUUGUUUUACUUCUUUUGACGUACAAACUGAAAUUAUACUGAUUAGCAGCUCUGUUUUCUAAUCAAAUUUCGAUUAUGGCCCGCUUUUUUGCGGCCAUAGGGCUGCUAAACCUUGUUAUUUUUUCAACCAGCUUCUUGGCAGCCGAAGAAGAGGUUAUGACAAACAGCUGGCAUGUAAUUUUCAAGAGAGACGUUGAUCAUCAAACAGCCCAUGAUGUUGCUAACCGUAACGGGUUUCUUAUGAUCAUGCCAAUGUUGGGUUCUAAGAGGGAAUAUCACUUCAUGCACCCGCAAGUAAAAUCCAAUAGGAAGAAGAGAAGUAUCCGCCAUACUAAGAACCUAAAACUCGAUCCUUUAAUCGCUACGGCUGUUCAACAAGCUGGUUACAAAAGAUCUAAAAGAGGUUUUAAACCUCUUAAAUCUUUGUUGGACGAAGAAAAGCCAAUAGAGAGCAUCAAUGCCUUUCCACCGAAAAAAGGCUCUAAUGAAGAAGAUCCCUUAUUUGAUAAGGAAUGGUAUAUAAAAAACACUGGACAAGCAGGAGGAGUUCCUGGUUUGGAUUUAAAUGCUGAAGCUGCAUGGGCUAAAGGCUAUACCGGCAAAAACAUUACCACUGCUAUAAUGGAUGAUGGUGUUGAUUAUAUGCAUCCUGAUCUCUUCGAUAAUUUCAAUGCAGAAGCUUCCUUCGACUUCAGUUCUAACGAUAACUUCCCAUAUCCGCGUUACACAGACGACUGGUUCAAUUCUCACGGAACGAGGUGUGCCGGAGAAAUUGCUGCAAAGAGAAAUAAUGGUAUUUGUGGUGUUGGUGUAGCUUAUAAUAGUAAAAUUGCUGGUCUGAGGAUGCUUGAUCAACCUUACAUGACAGAUUUAAUCGAAGCUAGCUCAAUGAGCCACAGACCAGACUUGAUUGAUAUUUACAGCGCAAGUUGGGGUCCAACUGAUGAUGGAAAAACGGUUGAUGGACCUAGAAACGCCACAAUGCGUGCCAUAGUAAAGGGAGUAAAUGAGGGUAGAAAUGGAUUAGGUUCAAUUUACGUUUGGGCUAGUGGUGAUGGUGGACCUUCCGAUGAUUGUAACUGUGAUGGUUAUGCCGCUUCAAUGUGGACCAUUUCAAUAAACAGUGCAACAAACGAUGGUAGAACCGCUAGUUACGACGAAAGCUGUAGCUCUACAUUGGCAUCUACCUUUUCCAACGGUAAACCAGGCUACAAGGACGCUGGAGUAGCUACCACUGAUUUGUAUGGAAAAUGUACCACCAAGCAUUCAGGUACAUCUGCUGCCGCACCAGAAGCUGCAGGAGUUUUUGCUUUAGCCUUGGAAGCUAACAGGAAAUUGACUUGGAGAGAUGUUCAACACCUUACUGUCCUUACAUCAAAGAGAAACCACUUAGAAGAUCCCACCGCACACCAUCAAUGGACAAUGAACGGUGCUGGUCUUGAAUUUAAUCAUCUUUUUGGCUAUGGAGUUUUAGAUGCUGGAGAUAUGGUUGAUUUGGCUAAAGAUUGGAAAACUGUCCCCGAAAGAUUUCAUUGUACAGCUGGUACCGUUAAAGGUGUAUACAAGUUUGAUUCCAAGAACGCAUUGAAACUACAAAUAGACACGGAUGGUUGCAGGGGUAAAAAGAAUCAGGUAAACUACUUGGAACAUGUUCAAAGCUUUAUCACUUUGAAUUCAACAAGAAGAGGCGAUGUAACCAUUUAUCUGACAUCUCCCAUGAAUACAACCUCGUUGAUUUUAAGUAGGAGACCAAAUGACGAUGAUAAUAAGGAUGGAUUUAAUAAAUGGCCAUUUAUGACUACUCAUUCCUGGGCCGAGAAUCCUAGAGGAAAAUGGAUAUUGUUUGUCACAUUCAGCUCAGAGUCGGAGGAAUUCCAAUCUGGAAACCUAUUCGAAUGGACUCUUAUGCUCCACGGUACCCAGAAAUCUCCAUACACGAGCCAAACUUCUCCAUUGAUUCAUAAUACUAAAUCGAAACUGGCUCUUGUUAAACGCCAACACGAGCGAGCAGCCGAAUUCCAGUUCUAAAUCUGAAUAAAUACAAAAAAAAUUAGCUUGCAGAUUAAUAACGAACUUGAAAACUAUAAAAAUUAUUCGUUCUUUCGUCCUUCCCUAGCCUUUUUAACGAAAUAUUUUUUUUUUGUUUGGCCGGGUUUAUGUGCAAACCUUAAGAAAAAAGGUCAAGGUUAGCAACCUCGAUUACUUUUUCGAUUGAUGUUGUGUUCAGGCAUUCUGAAUUCGAAAAAGAAUUUAUAUACAAGCAUUGCCUGCGUAAAAUAAAACUUUAUUGUUAAAUAAAGUGUAUCGGUGUGCGUGUACGUAAUAAACUUGUCUGUAUUGUUUUUUUUUUAAGAUUUAUAGGCAAGUGACGCCAUCUAUUAUCCGUCGAACGUUAACAGUUUGUUUCUUUCCAUAACCUCCCCUGCUCUUUCCCCUAUUUCCAAUAUUUUUUGUUCCACCUCGGUCGCUCCCUCUGCCCCUCUCUUCUUCGCUCUCACUUUCAAAACUAACAGAAGAUUAGGAAGUGCUGCAUAUAUUUAUUUCUUAGCAAGCCCGAAGCAAAAUUAUUUUUCCCACUACUCUCCGGAGGAGAAAAAGGUUUAAUCAACUCCUCUUUGUUUUUGGUUAACUUUAAAAAAGUCAAGGCUAUUAGUUCCUAUUAAUAUUUAAGAACAUAAAGAGCCAAUAUAGAGUAGGGACGAUGUAAAAGGAAAUACCACCAUUUCGGCUCUACGCAAGGAUAAAAUAGUUAAAUAAAGAAGACUAUUGAAAUUUGCGUUUAAUGAAUAAUUCCCUUUUCGACUUUAAAUCUAAAAGAAUAUUGUAGAAAGUUAGAGAACAUUAGCUUCUUCUUUUUUACAGUAGUAGCCUUUGUACAUUCCCAACAAAGCAAACUGAAUAUUUCCUAAUUGAUAAAAGGAAUAAUCAUAAUAAUAUAGAUUCAUGAAUAAAUCGUCAAGUACCCUUUCAAAGAUAUCAGAAGAGGAAGAGAAAAGAUAAUUAUGUAGCAAGUCUUCUAACGUCAAAAUUUGACGUGAAUUGCCUCGUCGAAAUGAUCAACUGUUUGAUUUCUAUCAUCUGAAUUUCUCCACAAUUCGAAUGAUUCAAUUAUGGAAACUAUAUAGAAAAGAAGGACAAUUUUAAAAGAAUAAGAAUUUUUUUCCCAAGUACUAUCUUAUUAAAUGUAAAUAAAAUAUAUUCUUU